Messenger RNA from Hydra vulgaris (swiftwater hydra), 2608 nucleotides. Its product is annotated as probable serine incorporator. Lineage: Eukaryota; Metazoa; Cnidaria; Hydrozoa; Anthoathecata; Hydridae. The record is from RefSeq and is a predicted model, not a curated record. Gene Ontology annotation, cellular component: membrane.
AGAUUCAUUUUUAGCAAAAGCUAAAAAAUUUAUAAAGAUAUUUAUCUGUAAUAUUGAUUUAAUUUAAGUGUUAAACUAAAAUCAAAGUAGGAAAUCGGCAUCAAGAAAAGUUUUAAAACUGUUUUAACGCUUGGUUUGUUAAAAGAUAAAUCUUGGAUCUGUAAUUAACCAAAAAAAAAAAGACAAUCUGUUUUCUUGUUGGUAAAUAUAUGGAUGUUGUACGCUUAAAAAUUUUUAUCGAUGUUACAUGGGAGCAGUAUUACAGACCGCUGGUGCGGCUGAAUUAGCAGCAGAACUUACUUGUUGUGCAUGUUCUUCUGUUUGUGGUCUUGUCACAAGGGACAGUGCUACUCGUGCAAAGUUUCGCUAUUGUUCUUUCUUGUUGUUUGCUACAGUAACCUGUAUCAUAUUGCUAAUACCAGGAUUGCGAUUUAAACUUGACAAAAUACCAGGUUUUUGUUCAAAAGUUGUAUCUUCGGACACUUGCGAUAAAUUUGUAGGGUUUGCCGCUGUUUAUCGCAUACUGACAGCGUUGGCUUUAUUUCAUUUUGUGCUUUCUAUCCUCACAAUUAAAGUUACUCGAAUUAAAAGCUUCAGAGCAAAAUUUAACAACGGACUCUGGUUUUUUAAAAUGGGAUUGAUAUUUGCUUUAACAAUUCUAUUAUUUUCGAUUCCAAAAAAAGCUGGAAUUUUUAGAAUUUGGAUGUACGUAAGUAUGACAGCUGGUUUUGUAUUUAUAAUGUUUCAGAUUAUGCUUAUUAUUGAUUUCGGACAUUCUUGGUCGUUAUCGUGGGCAGAAAAGUUAGAAAGUGGUCACGCAAAAUUUUGGUACGCAGCAAUGGCUUUCGUUACUCUGUUUAUGUUUUCAUUAUCGUGUGGAGCAUUAAUCACAUUUUAUAUUUAUUUUACUCAUGCUCCAGACAUUCGAAAAUGUCAUGCCAAUGUUUUUUACAUCUCAUUUGUUGGACUUCAAUGUUUUCUUGCAGUUCUUAUAUCAAUUACACCAUCCGUGCAGCAAGAGCUUACUGGAGCAGGACUCCUUCAAAGUUCUGUUGUUGUUUUGUAUACAAUGUAUUUAACAUGGAACACUUUAUCGUCUGAACCAGACUCCACAUGUAAUCCUCUUGGUAGUAUCAUACUUGAAUAUGAUUCGCUUACAGGAGUAAGUGGUGAAGCUAUAUUUGGAUGCGCAAUAACACUUAUUCUCUUGGUGUUUGCAUGUUCUGUCAGAGCCAACACUUCACAUUUAGGAAAAUAUGGCUUAGCAUUGGCUGAAAGUGAAGAUUUUGCAAUGGCUACUUACAAAGAAGAUAAGUCCCGAGCUAAUGUUGAAAAAAGUCUUGAGACAGGAGGAAAAGAAGUUUUUUUACACGAGUACGUGGGAUACAAUUAUUCAUUUUUUCAUAUGGUUAUGUCUGUUGGUUCUUUAUACAUACUAAUGAUACUAACCAAUUGGCAUUCUCCAGAAGAAAACUCUGACCUGCAAAGAUUAGUAAAAAAUUGGGCCUCUGUCUGGGUUCAAAUGGCCUCAAGUUUUGUUUGCUGCCUUAUUUAUGUUUGGUUUUUAGUGACACCUUUAGUAAAACGAGUUUGGGGGCCAACCUUUGGUAUUAUUUUAGAAAACGAAUAUUAUAAAGAUGACCUAAGUAAAGAUGAAGCAACCAUUAUUUUAAAAUCUCAUCAAACUAAUUUAAAAAACGACUCCGUGGUUGCACCGUUUAAUAAUAAACCUGAUGCUGAAGAUAAAUUAUACUGCAUUGACACGCAACCAAGAAAGUUUUCUCAAUUAGAAAAUUCAUUAUCAGAUCAAUCAUUAAAAGAAGAAGUGAAACCUAAUACUAAAAACACUUUCAACGCAGUAACAGUUGACAGUAAAAAAUCCCGAGUUAAGAGAGUUGAUUCUACAGUAUUAAAUAAUUCCGAAAUACCAAUUAAACCAAAAUUAAAACCACAAUUAAAUAGAUUUCAAGAUUUAGAAAGUACAAAAAGUAUUGAACAACAUCAGAAGAAUUCAGGGUCUUCAAUAAAAGCAGCUGCAGAAAAAUGGAGCGAAAAUUCAAAAGAUUACAUUGAUAGUGAAAAAGAAAGCAUCACAAGUUAUGCAUCUCGCAACACAAAGACAGUUCAUCGAAAAUUAAAAAAACUCACCAGAGAUCAAGCGGAUCAACCGCAAAACGUUAAGUUAACAAAAAAAUCUUUUAAAUCAAGCACAGAAAGUUUAUAUAAAGAACUUGAUAAACGAAAAGUAACUAAACCUGAAUUAAAGUCGACCAAGCACUUAGUUGACAAAAAUACGGAGACUAGCAUUCAAGAUGAGUCUUCUCUUGUACCAAAUGUAUUUAAAACAGUAGAACAAGAUCCUGAAACGGCUCAAGAAAUACUUAAACUUCAAUGGAAAAUUUUAAGAACUCAAGCCAAAGUAGUCAAAGUGCAGGAACGAAUAAUAAAACUACAAGAGUCAAAUAAAACGAUUAGCUCGUAUUCUCCUCAAGGUGAUCAUAGUAAGCAAAUGAAAACUGUUAGUAAAAGUGAACAUGGCUAAACCUCUAUAAUUUCGAAUCUUUUUAAUUUUUAUUUAAUAUUUAUAUUUUUUUAAUAAACAAAUUUG